GACAUGUUCCCCAUCGCCCAAUUUUGUCCCUUGACCACCCCUCAAUCUUUCUUUGUAGUCUAUCUUUUGCUUCUCUUAUUCUUUGUGUCAUUUGUGCAGAAACCAUGGUCAACAUUCGACCGGCAUAAGAGAAACCAUGUCCUGUCAAAGAUACCCGGUCCCAAAAUGGCAUCAUUCACUCGGGUGUGGAUCCUGAAGAACGUCUACAGCUACAGUCUAGCAGAAAAAUGCGCAGAAACCGCGAGGACUUAUGGGAGCGUUGUCCGAAUAGGGCCCAAUCACGUCCUUAUUAGUGAUCCUGCGGACAUCCGAAAAGUUCUAGCUGUAGGUUCAAGCUACACACGGGGGCCUUGGUUCGAUGCACUUCGAUUGCAUCAUGAUGAGACGAACAUAGUCUGCGAGAGGGACCCUGAAAGACAUCAACGGAAGCGGAAUAUCUACAGCGCCGCGCUGUUGGGAAAGGGCAUGCAAAAAUUUGAGUCCACCAUCGAUGAGCAUGUCCGGACUUGGAUGGAGCAAAUCCAUGAACAACACAUACCUAACAGCAAAGUUGCGUGCGACAUUAUAACAAGCUUCAGGUAUCUAGCUGUCGAUGCGGUCUCUCAUCUUAUUCUUGGAACCCCUUUCGGGAGCCUCAAGGCCAAGACAGACGUGCAUAAAUUCAUUGAAGUUUUCAACGCCGGGACUAGGGUGCAGACUUGUCUUUCUGUGAUACCGGAGUUGAAGAGUCUAUUAGUCAUGCUCUCCCAUAUCCCGGUACUAGGCGGGUUUCUUGCUCCGGUACCUGGUGAUGGAACACCAAUUGGCACGGUACUUGCUGCCAUUCAGGAUCCUGUCAAAGAGCGAUUCGCCAAACGUGGACCGAGGGUCGAAAUGCUUGACUCAUUUAUAGAGCGUGGGUUAGUGGAGCAGGAGGCGAUUGGAGAUUUACUGCUUAUUUUGAGUGCAGGUGUGGAGACUACCACCAACGCCCUUGGAGCAAUCAUUUAUCUCAUAGUCUCGACUCCAGGGGUCCAAUUGAAACUCCAAAAAGAGAUCAAGAGCCUCGCCCUUUCGGAUGACGCUUUCCCCGCUAGGGAAUCGACUAUUAAACGGGCACCCUACUUCCGGGCUUGCGUAUCUGAGGGUUUGCGCUUGUACCCACCCUCGUUCCAGCUCCGGGAAAGAAUGGCACCACCUUCGGGCGACACACUGGGCGGUUACUUCAUUCCUGGAGGUACCUUCAUUGGCAUCAACUCCAAAGCUGCUCAGCUUAACGAUGUCUUUGGUAAAGACGUCGAGGUCUUUCGUCCAGAAAGGUGGCUGGCAAGCGAUUCAGAGCGAACUACGUCCAUGAAACGGAACUUGGAACUCGUAUGGAAUCAUGGAAGCACAAAAUGCUUGGGCAUGAACAUUGCGACAAUGGAGCUUACCAAGUGCAUUUUCGAGGUAAGUUAUUUAGGGUAG
Lindgomyces ingoldianus is the source of this 1446-nucleotide messenger RNA. Its product is annotated as putative benzoate 4-monooxygenase cytochrome P450. The transcript is spliced from 5 exons. Lineage: Eukaryota; Fungi; Ascomycota; Dothideomycetes; Pleosporales; Lindgomycetaceae. Gene Ontology annotation, molecular function: oxidoreductase activity, acting on paired donors, with incorporation or reduction of molecular oxygen; heme binding; iron ion binding. Bases 4 to 1446 code for a protein of 480 amino acids. The record is from RefSeq and is a predicted model, not a curated record.